Molecule: messenger RNA, 10333 nt
Organism: Gryllus bimaculatus (two-spotted cricket)
Lineage: Eukaryota; Metazoa; Arthropoda; Insecta; Orthoptera; Gryllidae
Source: the annotation of a GenBank genome assembly
AUGGCUGGCGUUGGUGUUCAGUCUCCUCACCCUGCAGCCUUACCGCUACCAGCAAACCGGCAGCAGUUUGCGGUUCCACCUCCAGCAUUUACUCCAGAUGUAUCUCAGCAGCAGCAGCAGCAUUCUGUGGCCCAACCAUCUCAACAGCAAACCACUCACAUGGUGCGCUUCUCAGGACCUGAUGGCAACUCAGGAGGCAAUGGAAUAGUUGUGCAUUCCACGACGAACACUGCUCAUCUGCCUGAAGGCAAUGUGAACCUUCAUCUGGGAGGAAUUUCACCUCACCACGUAGGCAUCGGAUCUACAAUGACAGAUAGUGCUAUACAGAUACAAGGAUCGGCUGGUGUUACUGUCGGAACUAAUACUCUUGUUGCAAAUGGAAGUGCGUUAAUGGUCCAGAACGGCGGGAACAUAGGUGUGCUUAACCAGCAGCAGCAACAAAGACUACAAUCUCAGAAUAUUGCUGUAGACAAACAAAACGCACCCCAACUUUCUCAACAGCCCUCGCAACAACAGUCACAACCAUCUCAGCAUCAGCUUAUAUAUUCAGGCUCUCCGAUGCCUCAAGACAUUAACAUGCUUCGAAUGCAGCAAUUGUAUGCCCAACAACAACAACAACAACAGCAAGCAAAUUCACAACAGCAGCAACAACAACAGCCAAAUCAACACCAGACUCAGUCACCAGUACCUCAACAGCUUCAACAGCAAACACAUACUCAAUAUCAAACACCUCCACCUCCACGAUUGGAGGACCAGAAUUUGAAUAAGACAGUUGUACAUCAACAAAUGCACCAAAGACAACAAACUCAGUUUAUCCCUGUAUCAUCUAGUGCAAGCAAUAUCCAGUUGCAGCAUCAACAGACUCAACAGCAACUUCAACAGCAAGCGUCUCAACAGUUACAACUGCAUCAAAUAGCCCAAACUCAGCAGACUCAGCAAAUGUCAUCAGAAGCGUAUGGAAACCGGCAACAACAGACCAUAGUUGCUCAUCAGAAUUUGAUUCAAAUGCAACAGCAACACCAUCAGCAACAACAGCAGUUACAUCAGCAACAAACUCCACAACCCCAACAGCUUCCUCCUCCGUCUCCUCAGCAACAUCUUCAAAAUCAGCAUAUUCAGUCUCAUCAACAGCUCCAGACUCAGCAGCAAAUGCAGUCGCAACAGUCUCAGCAGUCAUCGCAUCCUCCCCCACCCCCAUCGCAACAACAGCCGCAACAGCAACAGACAUUGCAACCUCAAUUUGUGGCAGGCGCAAAUCAUCAAAUUACAAUUACUAGCUCUCCAAAUGGUAAUGGCAAUACCAUCAUGAUUCAGCCUCAAAGAACACCCCCAUGGCAGAAUCGAAAUAUUUCGAAUGCAAGUACAAGCAGUACAAAUACAGCCGUUAUGACGGUGCAUUCUCAUCACCACUCACCUGUUGUUGCAUUAUCGCCUCAACCAAAUCAACCUCAAGCAGUUGCUAAUAAUUCUAAUUCGGGGACUAGUUUACCUUCUACAGGAUUUGAUCGCGUGCCACCCCUCCAUCAUCACACUCCUCCACCUCCUGUUUGGCCAGAAGAUCCUGGUCGCAAGAAGCAGAAAGCAGCAAGCAGUAAAGCAAAUUCUGCGACCAAGAAACAACGUCCUUACAACCUCGUAGAACACCAACAGCAACAAAGAGUAAAUAAUAUUAUCGGGAUGGUUGGGAUUCCUACAGGAAUCCCAGGGUUAGUAGGAACAGUGGGAGCUGGAGUUGAAAUUCAGAAUCCAGGACCAUGUCCUAAUGUAGACGUUCGUCAAAUUCCUCCUGAACAUAAUCGGCCUCCUCCUGGAACAUACCCUGGUGGAGCAGGAAACAAUAUCCCAUCAUUUAUGGAAGAUCCAAGUGGAUAUCUUGCUCAACAAACUGCUCUGUUGAACAGCACAAUUUCCCGUCAAACGGGCGUGAAUCCUGUCAGCAGCGGAACCAGUUUUGUGUGCAACAGUCCAGCCAGGAAUACAGUCUCUGAGCAGCCAACUCAGUUAUUGAUAUCUCAGCAGCAACAGCCAACGCAAUUGCAAAUGCAGCAACAACAACAUAUUUCUCAGCAAGUACCUACACCAAUCUCUUCACAAUCGCAAACUCAACAGAUACAUCAUCUUCAACAACAAAGUAUGCAAACUGCAGCCCAUCAGAUACAACUGCAGCAUCAAAUGUCCCAACAGCAGCAACAACAGUCACAACAGCAGACUUCACAAGUAGCUCAGCAAAAUCAAACUCAACAACAACAACAACAACAGCAGCAGCAGCAGCAGCAGUCGUCAGUUGUAUCAGGUGUGGUGGUGAAUUUGCCUACAUCCUGUUCAUCGCCCACUGUAGUUGGAGUUCCACUUCCAAGUAACAUACUUUUGCCUAAUGCCAAAGGAAUCUAUACUACCAGAAGUAAUGCUGCUGUAAAUGGCUCUCCUCAACACUCCUUAAUCUUCACCUCUCAGCCUCAAAAUCUACUACCUCUACAAAACUCAGGGACAUACACUAUGCAUCCUGCCCCACAUCUCCAACCUGAUAGUAGCGUGGUUACUGAUGCCAACACUGAAGCUCAUGCUGGGUGCCAAGGUUGUGUUGGAACCAUUCAUCAACAUCCUAUUGUUUCUGAAGCAGCUGCAAUAUUAUUUCACCAGCAACAACCUCAUCAACAGCAACCUCAACAUCAGCAGCAACCACCACCACCUCCAGCACCUUCACUUCAGCAGCAGCAACCUCAACAAAGUCAACAAGCAGCCCAGCAGGCUGCUCAGCAACAGUCUCAAACACCUCAGCAUCAAUCACAGCAAUCAUCUCAAAUAGUUGGCCAUGAGCAUGGUGCUGUAAAUAGAAGUCAUAGCGAGACUAAUGAAUUUAAAAACCAUGAGAUGACUUCUAAUUCUUUAACGCCUUCGCCUGAUGAGAGUCCUGUAACAUCCUCAACUUUCACUGAUCAAACCACUGUAUCACAAAGAAGACAUCACCAAACAAGUGCGAAUGAUACUAGAGGUCCAAUUCAAGGGGGUACUGUCAGUACAAGUAAUGGUUCGCCACUGAUAGAGAACUUCAAUGGAAGUACUAUUACUGUUAUACCCCAACCAGAAUCAUCCCCUGCCUUAUCUUCCUCAUCCUCAACACCAACUCCCCCGUCACGGCCGGAAACAGCAUCUAGUACCAAUGGUGCUAUUUCGUCGUCAUCAUCUCCCUGUGCAUCUUCUUCAUCAACUGCAUCAUCACCUUUUGCUGCUCCAAGUGGAAGUCCACCAUAUACAUAUGCUACAGUGUCAUACCAACAAUCACCUCUUAUUAAAAAUGAUACAAAUACAGUGGUUUAUUCUACUUCUGCGGCUACCAUCAGGCAACAUAAUAACACUAGUAACAGUAAUAAUAACAAUAAUUCGUCUCAUAGUAAUGCUCGAUCUACAAAUGAAACUUUCUGUCACCAUGUUCUUGAUCAAAGGAUGACUCCAGUUUCCUCUGCCAAAUUCAUCACUUCAGCUAAUGGAACUUUACAUGCAAUGGCACAACACCACCAGCAGCAACAAGCACAGCAACAUCAACAGCAGCAACAAGCACAACAAUCGCCUCAAGGUGCCACACAGGCAAUCAUAAAGCAGUCUGGAGCACAUGGUCUUCCUCCUGGCCACAUACUUGUCUCUUCUGGUGGACAACUCAUAAUGGCAAAUACUGGCAAUGUUGUAGCUGCUGGACCAGCUGCAAGUAUAAUGGCUCAAACUCAUCAGUCAUUGCCUGCUCAAUCAAUGGGCAAGCUCCCUGCUGUUUCAGCCAAUAAUAAUGGAGCCACCGUAGCUACCAUGCCCCCAAUGUCUGUUUCUCCCAUGGUAACAAGUGUGACAGCUGCUGUAACUCAAGUGAUACCAGCUGUAGGUGUAGCACAGCAGGUUCUUGGACAGCCCACAGUACUUGUGAACACGUUAUCUACUCCUUUGCUGAUACAACCAAGUGUAAUGACCAUGGAUGGCAUGCAGAAUACCGUUCAGAUUCCUCAUUUAACUGUUGCAGGGAAUGUUAUUCAUCAUCAGCAUCCUCAUCAACAGGGUGGUCAAUUGGUUGAAACGGUUUCACAAGAACAUGGCUCAAGGACAGUAGCAAACAACUUCAUACAACGAGCUGGACCCCAACAAGCUCAACUACCUCUUCUGUCUCCUGACCCAUCACAUCAGAUAACUGCUGCUGGCAGCAAGAAAAAAGGAACCAAAAAGCGGAAAGUUUCUCCUCAGACAGUCGCAUCAAUGUUACAUAUUGCAUCUCAACAGAAUGCCUCAACAGGAUUAGUUGUUCAGCAGCAUCAACCAUCUGCUCAGCAACAACAGCAACAGAAUUUCUCCCAGCAGAGCUUUACGGUAUCUGGUCCAGCCCAGAGUUUGACUGCUGGUCCUAUGUUGCAAGCUCUUACAAUUGUGCCUGGAAAAGCGGGAGCACCUGCUCAGAUUUUAAUGAAUGGCCAACCUGGAACAGCAACCGCAGCUACAACUGGACAUUUUGGCACUCAACAAAUCAUUGCUACUUCAGCAACUUCGCAACCCACCCAGCAAAUCAAUUUAUUGCAACCUGUAAAUCUUCUCAAUGGUGCAACUGGAGUCGUGACUCAGAAUUUCCCCACAUUCCAACAAUUUAUUGUGCCGGGUUUAGGUGGAAUGGUAAUGGCAACAACAGCUGAUGGCACCACAACGCUUCUUCCGGAUACAACAAAUCUUGGAGUGCAACUACAACUUCAAAAUGUGAAUGGACAAAACAUCCUUACUCCAGUACAGAAUCAUCCUAGUAACAAUACUGUUUUUAGUCAUCCAGCUGCAGCGGGGCAGAGCAUUCUGGCAGCAGGGCCAGCAGGCAUGGUGAUUCGCACUCCAGCAGCGACUGCUACAGGAAAUAAGAUAAGUACUCAUACUGGAGCCUCUGCUGGUGGAAGCCCUCAGUUCUUAGCAACAGGAUCCCCAAAUCAGUUUUUAAUGAAUGGUACGGCAUUUAGUGGACAACUCAGCCCUCUGGUUGCUAGUGUCAGUCCAAACCAGCAAGUCUCCUUCACAACAACCUCCCCAGGCACGCGACCAGCUGCUCCUGGUCCCACUCAGCACCCACCCCAGCAAGAGUUCAUACAGUGUGGGCAGAUGGGUCAAACAUUGGUUGUUCCCUGCACUGUGCCCACAUCAACAACACAGAACCAUCAGAAUACAACUGUUGUACAACAGAACACCACUAUUGUACAACAGCAGACAACAAUGGUGUCAAAUAAUCAGCAGAUAGUUGCAGGCCCUCAGCACUUUGUGCAAGGAGCUAGUGGAAACAAUGCUAAUAAUGUGACUGCUGCUCUAAAUGUGAAUCAGAAUUACAUCCUGAGUAACAACAGUAACAGUAGUAGCAGUGGAGAGAAAGUCCAUCAGUCAGUGCAUCAGAAUGUCAGUCAGACAACCAUAUCCUCAAGACAAAUUGUGACCACUCAGCCUCCUCAAACACAUGGACCUCCUAUGAUGAAACAUUCUGUAUCCACACAAACUGCUGUCAAUCAAAGUGUCCAAGCAUCAGCUUCUGCUGCAGUUAUGUCCAGUGCACUUGUUGUCACAACUAACAAUACUUGUCAAACUUCAACAACCAGCAGUUGUUCAGGAAGCCCUCCAGACACCACAACUCAUAGUCCUGUGGAUCCAAGUGUAGGCAUUGAUGGUGGUCAUCCUCAGAGUCCUACUGCGGACACCACAACUCAUUCAACAGGUGUUGGCAGCACUGAUGACAGUCUGUCUUCUCCUUCCCCAUCAUCUUGCACAGUCACAGGCUCUUGCAGUGAUGCAUCUGGGCGUCAACAGACGCCUUCACAAGUAGCCAUGCCAAUGGUGCAUUGUGUCUCUAGCAGCAAUGAGCAAAUAGAGGCUGUCAUAUCAGAACAAACAGAAUUUGAUUGGAAUAACAGCAAAGUGUUUGUGAAUCCAAUUACAGCAGAUGGAGACAAUAGUAAUAAUCAGUUCACUAACAAAUAUCUUACUGGGGGUGCAGAUGUGGUUAUUAGUGUGGGACAACAAAGUCAUCAGGGUUGUGGGGAUAAAACAGCUGCGGGAGUGUUUGUAGAGUCUUCAACGGUUGCUGCUGGUUUGGGAAUGGCAGCUUUUGGUGACCUGGCCAAGCAGCAAGAAGUAGUAAGCACAAGACAAAUUUUUGAAUUUACCACUCCUGAGCUCCGAACUAAUGAUGGAACUAAAUUGGGUCCUACAAUCAACAUCACCACUGUGGAGAGAUCAAUGAAGAGAAAACAUGGUGAUUUAUUGAUUAUGGAUACCCAUACAAAAGAGAUUCACUUUGAUGAUGAUGAAGACCCAUCGUCAGGCUCUUCAACUGACAAGGGGAAGGUGAGCGAGACGAAUCAGACUCAGGAAAAACAUGGUGGCUUCUCAGAAGGGGACUUGGUGUGGGGUGCAGCACGAGGCUGCCCGGCCUGGCCAGGUAAACUGAUGGGCCAUGCCUCUCCGGGCAAGGUAUUGGUGCGCUGGUUUGGAGGCGAGCGCACUCUUGCCCAAGUAGAUGCCAGCUCUCUCAAGACGCUGUCUGAAGGCCUCGAUGCUCUCCACAGGGCCAGGAAGAAGUGCCGGAAAAGUCGUAAACUGAAUAGCCAACUUCAAAAUGCCAUUCAGGAAGCAAUGCUGGAGUUGGAUCGUAUGAAAGAGCAACAGCAGCUGCAACAGCAACAGCAGCACCAGCAACAGCAGCAACAUCAACCGCCACAACAACAGCAGCAACAACUACAGCGAGAUCAACAGCAACCAUUGCCACCUCCUGUAGUCGCUGAAUCUAGUAUUGUAGAGGCAACUUCAGAAGCAUCAAGUAGGUCAAGAAGAAAUCAUCGGUGACCUUCUUAUAUUUGCUUUAGUCAGCAAAACACCCUUCAAAAUGUGCAAAUAGUGAUAUUGAAUGUAAUAAGUUGUGAAGGUCAGACACAAUAAAGAAACAGGAGGCAAGGAGGAGAUACGAAAUGUAUAUUCUUUCUUGCAAAAUAUUAUUGUAGUAAGUCAGUAUAGUAGAAAGUCAUUUUCUGUAUGUUUUAUUUCUUUUUUGUAUAGUUGAUUUCUAAACAAAAUAUUGUUCUUCAACAUCAUACUUUUCUUUGGUAUUUUCAAGUCUUAUAUUCAUAAUUAUACAAAUCAGAUAAAUUAUCUGUGAAUAUUCUGUAUAUUGUAUUUCAGAACCAAGAAAUUAUUGUAUUGGGCUAAGGUGUAGUUAAAUAUCUGGGAAGAAAUUUAUCUAUUGUUUGAAUCCCAAAAUGCUUUGUUUUGUUUCUUUCGUUGUUUCUGUUUGGCUUUAAAAUUUUUUUUUUUUUUAUCUGCCUGUUGACUCUUGUCAUCACAAAUAUGUACAUAAUGAAGUAAUUUCAUCAUUGAUCACUUAGUGAGUCAGCAAAUAAUAUUUGUGAUGAUUGGUGAGGAUAAAUAAACAUAUUUAAGAAAUAUCUCUGUGAAAUUGGUAUGUACAUAUUGGUUUGAUGCAAUAUAAAUCUCUGUUCAAUAAUUUCUCUAUUGUAAAUCUUCUAUUUAUGAACCAAUGGAGAAAAAUUAUAAUUUUCAUUUAGAGACAUGGGACAUCAGAAAACACAUCUAAAAUGAUAUUUGCAACUAUUUUUGAGAAUGUCUUCCUGGUGGCUUCACAUCUCCUGUUUCUUUAUUGCUACUACAAAGGAAAGUGCUUGUGUCAAGUUGUGCGUGUGUGUUAUCAUUGGAUUGUAUUCUCUUUGAAGGUGUUGCUGACAUUUUGACACUGAUUGGGCUUUCAUAAAUGACAAAACUGCAUCAAAACGUACAUGUAUAGUGCAAAGAAAGAGUAUUUUAAAAUGAACGACAUAGGGAUUUGUAGCAGCUAUAACUUUAAUUCAUUGAAUUUUUUUGUCUGUCUGCACAAACAUCUUUUGUUUCUAGUCAUUGUAAAUGAUUGUUUAUAUGAAUAUAUAUGUACAUGUAUAUGAAAUGACCAAAUGGCAUAAAAAUUAACUAAUGAGCAUAGACAAUAAUUACAAAAGGUAACAGUUUGAUAACAUGGAGGAGGUUUGGACCACUUUUAACUAUGUUUUGAAUAGCAGUCUAGCUCCAAUAUGGUGUAGAUUUAAUUUAAUUCUAAACUGAUUUGUAAUCUCUGUGUUAUGAUGUCUGUUGAUGGCAAAGCAUUAGAUGCUUAAACUGUUUGUAGAUAAAUAUGUAUAUUGUGUGUGUAUGUGUGUGUGAAUGUUAUCACAAAUAAUUUCUGUUCUCAGAAAUGUGAAUUCAGGGUUGGAAGAAACAUCGGGUAUUGUUAAGUGGCAUUGAUAGAAUUAUUACAUGGCCAUACUACAGUAUAUACAAAUAUAUACUACAUAUUUUCAUUACGUAGGAUUGUAUAAGUCAUAAUGAUGUACAGUUUAAGGUGUAAAAUUAGUCAUCAAUAGACCUCAUAUUCCAAACCCUCACAUUUCUUUUCAUAUUGUAGGGAUUAUUCCCAGGUAGGGUUGAUUGUAUUUUUAAGAAUUAAUUUCAAUGCCAUACAUGUAAUCUUUCAGAUAAGCUUCAAUAUUUCUUGUAUAUAAUGUAUAGAUAUUUUAUUAUGAUGUAUAAUGAAUUUUUAUUUGUAAAAUAUGCUUUAACAUGGGUGUAUUGUAAAAUGGCACAGACAAGCCCUAAUAUUAAUGAAUGUGAAUGGUGAGAAAAAAUAUUUUUAUUUAUACAGAAUAUGUUUUAAUGAAUCACGCAUUUCUGUGUGUAACAGUGAUGCAUUGUAGGAAUUUAACAUCACAGACUCAAGUCCAUAAUAUAGUUCGAAGCAUUAUAAAUAACUUUGUAAUUUUUUAUGGAUUAUUUUUACCAAGCACACCCUGGUUCAUCUGAUAUUCUUUUUGUUGUAUUUAUUGAAAUACAAAUUGAAUAUACUGUGCUUCCUCAAACUGUGUAUGUAGCUUCCAGAAUAAUAUUAUAAAAAUAAAAUUAGUCUGCAUCAUUAAUUGCACAGUGUAUAUAUCACUCAAAUACUUAUUUGUAGUGUUCCUUACCGAUACUUUUCACAGAAUUCAUGUAUCUUAAAUGUUGAAAGAUUUAUGCUAUAAUAUGCAUGCGUACAGUAUGUAUGCAUCAUGUCCCGUACCUCUGUAUCAGUUUAAAUGUCACCAAUGUAUGAAAUCACAGGUGGUUAUAUCUGUAGAUAAUCAGUGUGCACAUAGUGCAAGUUACAAUAUCACCUCAUGCUUAUAUGAUAAUCAAGCUAGUGGGAUUUAUUUCAGUGGCCUUGAAGCAAAGUAGUACUGCAAUUGACUUCUUAAUCAUCUAGUAAUUUGCAGUAGUCUGGACUGUGGUUAUUCUAUGUCCAUUUGCCAAGUGAGGAAGCACUGUAAACAUUUUGUAUAAACAUGGAAUUAUUUUAAAGAAACAGCUAGCACUGCAUGCUCCUCUUUUAAUGAGCCUUACCUCCAUUUUCAUUUUCAUACUGCAAAUAGACUGCUUGUGCUGGUUUUGAAGCAGCUGAAGUUUAUUUCAGCUCAGAUUUGUAAUACAUUACUUAAUUGUUGUGUUUGUAAACACAUAAUGAACUAAUACUGUGUAAUUUGAUAUUUACAUUUUAAGGAGUAAAAUAAUUACAAUUAAAAUUUGUACUGGCUGUCCCAAGUUACUUACAUGAAUAGGGUGUUACAACUUUUAUUCAGUAUCAUAAAAUGGAAAUGACAUUGUCUCUUUUAUUUCUUUUAUUGAUAAUAUAACAUUAACUUGGAACUGGAGUAAUAGUAAUGCAUAUUCAUGGAAAAAGGUGCACACAUGUCAAAUAUUAUUCACUAAUAGGCUGAAAAUUUGGCACAAAUCAAAUUAACUUUGCCUAAUCCAAAAAUAUAGUGAUACUUGAAGGAAUUUAAUUUUACAAGCAGUAUUCUUUAAUGCUAUUCCCCUGAUUACACAGUAGCCUGUAGGGAUGCAACUACCAAAAUAAUAUGCCACAUUAGAAAUGUCUGUGUACAUUGACCAAUUUGUACCUUAGCUGAUUCUCAGUUAUAAACUGAAUAAAAGUUUUUAAUUACAAAAAUUAGCUUGUUCUUUAUUGUCAUGAGCCUCAAGUUUACAGUACCCGGUGUGCCACUGAAUUAUAUGUUUUAAGUGCGCAGGAUAAUGAAAAUACAAGUCUGUGCAUUCUACAUUUUACUUGUAACAUACCUCGUGAAAAAUAUAAAUUACAAGAGUUGUACACUAAUAUUUUGUUGUCUUGUAAUUUGGAUAUCUAUGCUUGUAAGUACAUGUAAUGAUGGAUACUUGUGUUUCUCCAUAAAUGUGGUUAUGUUUUACUCUAGUUCAUGUUUUGUUUCAUAUUAUUUUCAAUUCCAUAUUUCCUUGUAGUUUGAAU